Molecule: messenger RNA, 435 nt
Organism: Ostertagia ostertagi
Lineage: Eukaryota; Metazoa; Nematoda; Chromadorea; Rhabditida; Trichostrongylidae
Source: the annotation of a GenBank genome assembly
AUGAACAAAGCUUUUCGCGCUUCGCUGAUUUCAGCCGCUUGCCUGGCCGCUUUCGGUGCCGCCAGCGCCGCCACCGACACCGCCAACAUGACCGUGAAGAUCACUGUCACGGCUACCUGCGACAUCCACACCGUUGCACCGACUGAUGUUGAUUUCGGUUCCGUCGCAUCCACCGCCACCAACGUCGCUGCGACCGGCGGCGUGCUGACCGUCAACACCACGCGCCAGAUGAAAAACGGCACCGCCAACUUUGUGGGUUACGGCCUGUUCCGCGAUGCGGCCUUCUCCAACGCCUGGGGCUCGACUGUUCCGCUGUCGGCUGCCGGCACGGGCAACGGCGCGAACCAGAACUUCACCGUUUACGGCCGCGUGCCAUCUGCUGCUUCGGCUGCAGGCGCCUACACAGACACCGUCAUCGCCACCGUCACGUAUUGA